CUGCUCAAGGCAGAGCCCACCAAGGACGAGCUGGCCAAGAUAUCCGACUCAGUCAGCCUACCCAUUCCAGUGGUGAAGAAGUGGUUUGACAAAAUGCAGGAUGGCCAGAGGUCUCUGGGGGCCCCCACCCCUCCCUCAGAGCAGCAGGACACCUGUGAGGCUCACCACGUGGUGUCCCUGGUUCCAGGGCGGGAUGCAGCUGCCACCAGUCCUCCAGAGAGUCAGGACAGUCCCACUGAAGCCACGCCGGCCGAGGGCCAUGGCGCUCGCAGCUCCCCGGCCCCCCCCUCACCACUAAACCUGACAGGGGGGGGGCCUGGCCAAGCUGAUAGCCCUCAGAGCACGGAGGGGCCCUUAGACCUGUCUCUGCCAAAGCCCGCCAGAGAGCAGGCCGAGGGCGUGCAGCCCAGGGUGUGCGCUCACCCCCCCCCUUCCCCCGCCGCCACCAACCAGGAAGAACCCCUGAACUUAACUUGCACAAAGAAAGACGCAUCACCACUCUCAGCGAUGGGGGGCUGCCCUGUCACACUGUAUGCCAGCCAGCUAAGUGCCAAACCCCUGGACAUUGUGACCACCAUGCAGUGCCUCAGAGCACUGGCCAGCAAACGCCCACAGACCAUCCUCAUCCCCCAGCUGGCCUACACCUACAGCACGGCCGCCAGCAGCCCCGCCGGGACCACCACCCCGGACAGCCUCAGCCUCAGCGGAGUCAAGGUGCGCAUGGCCUUCCCAGUGUGUAUGGGGGGGGGCAGCUGCUGCUCAGAGGAGGCCUCGGAAGGAACGUGCCCCAUGGAGGAGCAGAACGACUCAGACUCCGGUCCUGUGAGGAAGAAGAUGAAGAAGACGGACGCCGGCAUGUACGCCUGCGACCUGUGUGACAAAAUCUUCCAGAAGAGCAGCUCGCUGCUGAGACACAAAUACGAACACACAGGGAAGCGGCCUCAUGAGUGUGGCAUCUGCAGCAAAGCCUUCAAACACAAGCACCACCUGAUCGAACACAUGCGCCUCCAUUCAGGGGAGAAGCCCUACCAGUGCGACAAGUGUGGGAAGCGCUUCUCCCACUCGGGCUCCUACUCCCAGCACAUGAACCACCGCUACUCCUACUGCAAGAAGGAGAGCCAGAGCCCAGCCGGAGGCCGGGAGAGCCCAGAGGACGGCCAGGCCCUGGAGGCCCCUCAGAGGCAGCACCAAGCCCCCUCCCUGCCGGACGAGGACGAGCGAGGGAGCAGCGCCCGAGAGGAGGAGGACAGCGAGGAGGAGGAGGAGGAGGAGGAGGAGGAGGAGGAGGAAGGUGUGCUGGACAUGGACGAUAUCCAGGUGGUGCGGAUAGGGGAUGAUGGAGGUGAGGAGGAGCAAGAGAAGAAGAGUGAAGAGAAGAUAGAGACCACUAAAGAGGUUGGGGACAGAGAGGAGGAAACAACAAGGAUAGAGGAGGAAGUGGAGGCUGGCACAAGGGAGGAGGAGGAGGAGGUGCUGAAGAGUGCUCACGAGGAGGAGGCAGUUCACACACAGGGAGGUGAGGUCAAAGAGAAAAGCAGCGGCCAAUCAAAUGAGAGCAGGCCCUGUGAAGCAGAAGGCCAUGCAGACUAA
This is a messenger RNA of Menidia menidia (Atlantic silverside), 1590 nucleotides long. The record is from the annotation of a GenBank genome assembly. Lineage: Eukaryota; Metazoa; Chordata; Actinopteri; Atheriniformes; Atherinopsidae.